AUGGCGGAGGAACCAUCUGCCAAGCGUCCCCGUGGUGAGACGUCCGACAAGACCACCGAGGUCGAUGACGUUCAGGUCCCCGGUCAGAAGCUCGACUACACCAGGUACCUCAAGGAGGUUGACAUCCAUGGCAAGGAGAAGCUGGAUGUCGUAUGCACCAGCAAUCUAGAUGAAGCAGACAAGAUGAUCACCGGGAUCAGGAAGAGGGUCGGCGGCUUGUACCCUCGGUACAUCGGCGUUUAUGUGGAGUAUACUAGGGAAGACGAACCUCUGCAGAGGGCAGUAGUUCUACAGUUAUGCGUGGAGGAACUCUGCCUCGUAUACCACAUCACCGUGGCAACAAAAUGGUGA
Messenger RNA from Triticum turgidum subsp. durum (durum wheat), 351 nucleotides. NCBI's taxonomy places the organism in Eukaryota, Viridiplantae, Streptophyta, Magnoliopsida, Poales, Poaceae. The record is from the annotation of a GenBank genome assembly.